CAACGAAGUAUCUUCAUGAGGAAGUGUUGAGGAAAUUUAUUGACCUUCUUUGAAACCGUUUUUAAAGCUUUUGUGAACAGCUGUGAUGGAGGGUUCAGAUCCAGGCCUAGCAGACGGAGAGGAGCGAAUGGUGGAGCUGCGACCGAGGACCCGGUCCAAUCCGGAAGGUGCAGAGGACAGACGCAGCAGUAAUGGUGGUCUGAAUAGUCCAACGCCUUCUCAGCCUGCUGUGGGAAGUCGAGUGGAGGGCGAGGGAGAAGCAGCCAGCACUGACAGCCCACCAAGUUCUACUACCACCAUCACGACUACUGUUCCUGCUCCCGUCGCUGCUGCAGCCACUACUUCUUCGAGUGUCAUGCCUACUUCAGUGCCCAAACCAUGCCAGACUUCGCUGUCAGCACAGAUUCCUCCUGCAUCAGAACUCCAGCUCAGAGCACCAAGGGUCAACUGCCCUGAAAAAGUGAUCAUCUGUUUGGAUUUAUCAGAAGAGAUGUCUCUGCAGAAACUCGAGUCCUUCAACGGAUCAAAGACUAAUGCUCUGAAUAUCUCCCAGAAGAUGAUUGAAAUGUUUGUGAGAACAAAGCACAAAAUAGACAAGAGGCAUGAAUUUGCCUUGGUGGUGAUCAAUGAUGAUGCAUUGUGGUUAUCAGGUUUCACCUCCGACCCAAGGGAGCUUUGCAGCUGUUUGUAUGAUCUUGAAACAAACGUCUGUGAAGCUUUUAACCUGGAAGAUCUUCUCAGCACUAUUCUUCAGAAGAUUGAGCUUCCAACGAUGGACAACGUUCAGACGAUCCCUCCGCCGUUUGUGGUUCGUACCCUCCUGAUAUACAGUCGACACGCAGGACAGCUGCAGUUCAACCCAUCAGAUGCUGUUAACAAAAUGCUGCGUUCACCAUAUUUCUUCUUUGAUGUGAUUUACCUUCAUAAUGGAGCGGAUGAGCAAAUGGAGGACAGCAGUUGGAGAGACAUAUAUGAAUCCUUCUCUAAUUUGGACUCCAAGGGGAUGUGCUACCGUUUCGAAGUGUCGCUUAGUGGCCCUGCCAUUGAGCUGCACAACUGCAUGGCAAAGCUGCUGUGUCACCCUCUGCAGAGGCCCUUUCAAAGCCAUGCCUCCUACAGCCUGCUAGAGGGCGACGAUCCACAAGAAAUCGAGGCCACAGUCUAGCAAAGUGUGGAGAUCACAUGACCUGUCGAUCUUGGUUCCAACCUUGAAUAUACAGUAGUAUAGCCAAAUAUGUCCAGGAGCUUACUGAGCUAUUUUAAGUGUGUUGGUUUGCUGAAGGGUAGAUGAAUGCCAGUACAGGUGUAAGAACUGAAAAGCAUUUUGCCUCCAAGAGCAGCAACUUGAUUAAGGACAUAAUGCCUAGGUUAAAAAUGACAUUGGACUGCUGUCAAUUUAAAUGUAGCAUUUCUUUUUUACUGGCUUAUUUCAGUACAGCUUAGAGCUGAAUGAUAUGGCAAAAAUACCCUUGAUAUUGUUUUUUUGCUCCACUGUACAAAUAAUCUGGCCAAAUUAGGCACCACAGCUUGUAAUCAUCAGUCAGCUUGAUUUAAAUGACCUGUUGAAAGUUUGCCGUCUUACCAGUCAAAGGCUGUACAGUCACACUUAAUCUGAAACGUCAGACUUGUCUUUGUCCUACAGCAACAUAAGUACACAAAAAGAACCAACAAUAUUAAUAUGAAAUAAUUUGUAGGAAAAAAAAAUCAACAGUUUGGGUUGCCAUGUGUAGUAAAAGUAACAUACAAGUAAAAUGAUGACUACAUGAUAGUAAAAUGUUAAUUUAUCACUAAUUACGAGUGAUCUUCAAAAAGUUUCUGCACUUUUAUAUUUUGGUUGGAAACAGUGAGGGUGGGAGGAGUAGUAAUUGGUCGUGUCUGAGAGACUGAGAGACACUUAUAGUCUGGAUUUAGGACCGCUCAAAGAAGCUUUAAGGGGAAGAAGAUUUUCAUGUGGUGAUGAUGUGAAAGCAGCAGUGUAUCAGUGGCUACAUGCUCAACCAAAACUGAUGGUGAUGGCAUUAAAUAGUUGGUACGAUGCUGGGACAAAUGCAUCAAAAGGUGACUGUGUAGUGAAGUGAUGUCAUUUGUUUUUGAAAUUGAGUUUUUAAAAGUGCGGAUACUUUUUGAAGAAGCCUCGUAUUAGUACACAAGGUAUCAUAGCUACACGCUUACGGUGUGGUGGGCAAUAUAAUAAUCACUUUGUUGUCGAUCAACAUUUGCCAAAGUUAUGGGCAAAGCUACAGCAGUCCCUUGUUUGAUCCACAGUUUUGGCAGAUACAAAAUAUCCUAUUGGAAUAUCAGUCUAAUGUCAUACUGUUCAGCCAUGCUGAUUCAUGGUGGUCGUUGUUGAAACACACACACUAAGUUGGCAACUAUUCAAAACUUCCCCUCUGUGCCUCAGUUAUAGCAUUAUUCUUUGUCACAUACAGUGGAUUCAGGAAGCAUACAGACCCCUUCAUUUUUACCUAAUAAUGUAAAUAAUAAAAUCUAUUCACAAAAGUAUUCAUACCCUUUGUUGUGGCACUUCAAAUUGUGGUCAGGUGGUAUGUUGAUGCCGAUCCCGCUCUGGUUUGAGGAGAACGAAGCUAACCCACACCCCCUACGACAUGUGGGCAGCAGCCGUAUGCAUUUUGUCACCCACACUAGGCAAGAGCAUAUAUGCGAAUCAGCCUUGUGUACGGAGACACACCCUGAUUUGCACUCUUUUCCCGCUUCUGUGCAGGCGCCAUCACCUGAGCGGCCGUACCACAGGUCCCCCCCCCCCCCCCCCCCCAUUUUCUCCCCUAAUCUAGUUGCGUCCAAUUACCCUGAAUGCGUCCUCUAUACUGAUUCGACCAUUUACCGCUGACUGAGGACGCCUCUCAACUGAUAUACGCCCCCUCCGGCACGUACAGUCAGUACAGACUGCAUUUUUCACCUGCACGAGUCGAGUUCAUACACCAACGAGCACUGUGUAAGGAGGGCCACACCCCCAUCAGCAUUAUUCCUCAGCCCUGUGCAGACGCCAUCAGUCAGCCAGCAGGGGCCGCAUUUGCACCAGUUAUGAGGACCUAUGAUCCGACUUUUUACCCCAGUCGUUGUUCAUGCAACCACCCAGCCCAGUCGGAAGGCAGAGCUGAGAUUCGAUACGAUGUAUUCGAAACCCCAACUCUGGUGCGCUAGCGUACUUUACCGCUGCUCCACCUGUGCGGCCGUAAUACAGGUCCAUUUUUGACUCACAUUGUAGACAGAUGCUAAAUAUUCUAUUGGACCAGCAGAGGUCACAGUGCAUCAGUUAUGAGGAGUCCCUAUCCGGCUUAAUACCCCACCCCUAUGUGAACAACAGGCCAAUCGCUGUUCAUGUGGUCGCUCAGACCAGCCGGAUGGCAGAGCUGAGAUUCGAUACGAUGUAUUCGAGAUCCCAGCUCUGGUGCGCUAGUGUGUGUUUUUACCGCCACCUGAGAGGCCGUACCACAGGUUCAUUUUUGACUCACACUGUUGACGGAUACAAAAUAUUCUAUUGGAAAUUCAAUCUAAUGUAAUAUUGUUCAGCCCUGCUGAUUCAUGUUGGUCUGUGUACUCUCUUAUUGCCGUCUGAGUAUUUUAAUUUCUUAUUUUUGUUAACAUUUUUUUACUGAAAUAUCUGAAUCCUGAGCAUUUUGGUGUAUUUGGAGCAGCAGUGGUAAAUACUAAUGUAUAAAAGUGCUGAGACGUUGUUGUAACUAGAAUGUGUAUUAAAGGCUCAUGUUAGAUUGAGGGUUCUGUUCUUACAUGGAGGAAAAUGCUGAUCAGAUAAUGUAGACCGAAUUUAUUCCUUUGAGUAAGAACAUGUAAAUAAAUCAUUAAAGAGAAAAACA
Messenger RNA from Trichomycterus rosablanca, 3836 nucleotides. It is a transcript of the gene babam1, whose product is annotated as BRISC and BRCA1 A complex member 1. Lineage: Eukaryota; Metazoa; Chordata; Actinopteri; Siluriformes; Trichomycteridae. The record is from RefSeq and is a predicted model, not a curated record. The transcript is spliced from 9 exons. Bases 86 to 1165 code for a protein of 359 amino acids. Gene Ontology annotation, biological process: mitotic G2 DNA damage checkpoint signaling; positive regulation of DNA repair; double-strand break repair. Gene Ontology annotation, cellular component: BRCA1-A complex; nuclear body; BRISC complex.